Molecule: messenger RNA, 1674 nt
Organism: Glycine soja
Lineage: Eukaryota; Viridiplantae; Streptophyta; Magnoliopsida; Fabales; Fabaceae
Product: alpha-(1,4)-fucosyltransferase-like
Exons: 3
Coding region: 137-1348 (403 amino acids)
Cellular component (GO): membrane
Molecular function (GO): alpha-(1->3)-fucosyltransferase activity
Source: RefSeq, a predicted model, not a curated record
AAACGGUUUGGUUUGGUUGGGAUUUGAAGAGCCGUACAAGUGAUGAUGUACUGCAACCGAGUCCAUUCCAUUUCCAUGUCCAUGUCCUCUCUGAGUCGAAGAGAGGGUUAGAACCCCCAUCUUCUUCCCCUCAACGAUGCCAGUGCCUUCCAAACCCAUAAACACCUUCACCAUCACAAUCAUGCUCACCUUCACCUUCUUCCUCCUCUUCUUCUCCGGUUUCCUCCACUUCCCCUCCGCUUCCUCCUCCUCUUUCCCUCCCAUCACCCGCCCCACAACCACGCCGCCCACGGCGGAACCCUUCUCCGAUCUGGUCGCGGCCUUCAGGAAAUGGGAUUCCCAAGUGGGCUGCGCUCGCUUCAAACAAAAACCAAAUGGGGUGCCCCUUAACCACUCAAAGGUCGCGUCUUUGCAGGAAGUUAGCGAUUGCGGGGGCUUGAAACUCAACCAUGUUAGCGUUUUGGUCAAAGGGUGGACUUGGAUUCCCGAUAACUUGGAUAACUUGUACUCCUGCUCAUGUGGGUUGAGCUGCUUGUGGACCAAAUCGCCCGUUCUCGCUGACAAGCCUGAUGCGUUGUUCUUUGAAUCUUCCACGCCUCCGCUUCAGAGGCGCGUGGGAGAACCUCUUCGUGUAUAUAUGGAUCUUGAAGCUGGCCGAAAGAGAUCAGGUCGAGAGGACAUAUAUAUUAGUUAUCAUGCUGAGGAUGACGUGCAGUCAACCUAUGCUGGUGCGCUCUUUCACAAUGGUCGAAACUACCAUGUCUCCAAUAAAAAAAACAGAGAUAUACUUGUUUAUUGGUCUUCAUCUCGGUGUCUUCCUCGAAGGAAUGAACUUGCCAAGAAACUUCUCAGCUUACUGCCACAUCAUUCAUUUGGCAAGUGCCUAAAUAAUGUUGGUGGUCUAGACAUGGCUCUUUCUCUUUAUCCUGAAUGUGCCAAUGACGCCAAUGUUACACCAAAAUGGUGGGAUCAUUUACAUUGCGCCAUGUCUCACUACAAGUUUGUUCUUGCAAUUGAGAACACUUUUACUGAGAGCUACGUGACAGAGAAGUUAUUCUAUGCCUUAGACUCUGGUGCAGUUCCUAUCUAUUUUGGUGCACCAAAUGUCAUGGAUUUUGUCCCUCCACAUUCAAUAAUAGAUGGUAGAAAAUUCAACUCAUUGGAAGAGUUGGCUUCGCACGUGAAGGCUGUAGCUAAUGAUCCAGUAGCCUAUGCAGAAUACCAUGCAUGGAGAAGGUGUGGUGUACUUGGUAACUAUGGAAAAACUCGAGCUGUGAGCCUUGACACGUUGCCAUGCCGAUUAUGUGAGGCUGUUAGCAGAAAAGGUGGAAGAAAUGCGGGAAGCUAGGUUGAGUUUUUUGCUAAACUUGUAGUUCUGCAUGAUAGAGAUUGACGGAUUGAAUUUAGGUUUGCAACCUGUAUAGAGAUUGCUCGUUUCUCUGAGCUAAUGUACAUUUGACCAAGAAAGGCUUAGCUCAUGUGAUAUUUUAUUUUUUAUUGCCCCCCUUUUCUGGUAGAAAGUGGUUGAUGCUAUCUCCACAUAGGUUACACUAUAGUUGAAGUGUUUUUGUUGAUGUAUGAUUUUUGAGAAAAACACGUGCAUAUGUCAACUUGAUAUGUCAAUUCAUGCAAAACAUCACUCUUCAUUCAAAAUUGAAUCAGCGGAUUGAACCA